UUCUUUUCUACAGUUUGAUCAUUUUACACAUUUAAAGAAUCCGAUAACUUGAUGACGACGAGAAAAAGCCUUUGACCUUCAGCAUACUCAAUUACAGUUGUGAUGGCGGGGAACCGAACCUCCCAAACAUCCGUCAUCCCGGAUAAAUUAUUCAUAAUGGAGCUGCGAGGAAGACAGCAGGACGGAUGCAUUUGUUUUGCCCGUCCCAUCACUUCCCUCCACAUGUCUCCCAACCUCUCUGUGCGCUUCAUAUUUGGCGCACAACAGAGACAACAGAAAGAUAAAUGCUCUCCCGCUGCUCCCAGACAAACACGACUUCCAACAUUAUAACCCACGCUGAUCCUCUGAAUUCAACACAAGUUUUUAUUUGUUUCAGCAGCAGCUUGUGGAGCGGGAGUUCUCCUGGUGGUGCUUUCCACCAGAUUUGCCGUUGUUUGGAAAAUCUGUUGCAGAAACAAAAGAGAUAUCAAAUUACCAAAGCGUCUCUCUGGUUUCUACACGAAUUCUUUCCGACUUCUUCAGCGGAAACAGGUUUAACACAUUGCAACACGCAUGAAGCGGAGUUGUGCAAGGCGUGCUCAUGGCGAACAUCAUGUCUGAACGAGUCAUGGGCUGUGGGAGCGUUUUUUUUUUUUAUGCAAUAUCCAUGCCAGACAGAACAGACUCGCAUGUCAGCGCGCACCCAUGUCUGAGGUCACACCGGAGAAAGACGGGAAACAUCAUUUUCUGCAGACGUGCAGCACUCGCCUGGUAAUUGGAAAUGUCUUGGAGCACAGUACGACUUCCUGCAAGUGUCAGAUUUUCAUCAGAAGAUGUUCCAUGAUUCAGAAAAUAGUAUUUUUUUUCCCCCCGAGGACUUAAAGCUGCAUGUAUUUCAAUAAAAGAAGAACACUUUUACUGCUCCUCAGGCUCCAUAUAACAUGGGAUUAAAGCUAUUUAAAUAAAAACUAUAAUAUGAGUGGAUCUAUGACUAAUAUGGGAUUUAAAGUCUCCACUCCUUCACAAACUGUUUCGGUUUAUGGAAACCUGGCAGAAACUUUCCAUGUUCAGGAGCCGGAUUUGACCUUUUUCCUUUAUCACAAAAUAGUUUUUUUUAUUUCUUAACAUCCUGAAUGUGCUGCGACGUCACCAGUCAUAUGUGUUCAUCUCUGACAUGUUCACCAGCUGUUGCAGAGCAGGGCAGGGCGUGCCCCCCCCUGCGACACCUCUGCAAGAAUUAGACUCAAAUUUUUCCACUCGCCUAAUCACAUGUAUGCUUACUAUAGACAAAAUAUCUUGUUUUUUUCCCCGCUGAUUGCUGAGAGGAGGCCUGUGGUGGGCGGUUCUAGUACUUUUCCCACCUUGUCAGGGGAGCUUCUUAAGGUGGCUCAUCUCCCUGGUGGAGCAGUUUCAGGUUUAGCCCCUAAAGGAGAGGAGCUCUGGGAUCUGCUGGCCACCUGACUCGGUUUGAUUUAUUGCCCGCACACUCCUGAACAAGCGCCUUGCAGAGACAGAAUGGAGGACCCGUGGCAGAGGGCAUACGACUUCGCUGUGGAGGUGGCAAGAAAAGCCGGAGCGGAAAUCCGUAACGCUGGCGACAGUGAGAUCCGAGUCAUGACCAAAAGCUCCACCGUGGAUCUUGUCACCAAGACGGAUGAGAGGGUGGAGAAGAUCAUCAUCGGGUCUCUCAUAGAGGAGUUUGGAGAAGGCACACACUGUUUCAUCGGCGAGGAAUCCGUCGCCAAGGGGGAGCCGUGCAUCCUGACUGACAAACCCACGUGGAUCAUCGACCCGGUGGACGGCACCACCAACUUUGUACACGGGUUUCCGUUUGUGGCCGUGUCCAUCGCCUUUGCCGUGAAUAAACAGCUGGAGUUCGGGGUGGUCUACAGCUGCUUGGAGGACAAGAUGUAUAAAGCGAGGAAGGGCAAAGGAGCUUUCUGCAACGACGAACAGAUCCAGGUGUCAGAUGUGAAAGAUAUCCACAAAUCUAUUAUUAUUUCUGAGCAUGGUACGGACAGAAGCCCUGAAAAAGUCACCAAGAUCUUCUCCACCAUGCAGAAGAUCCUCUGUAUCCCAGUUCACGGACUCCGAGGGUCAGGAACAGCGGCCACCAACAUGUGUCUGGUGGCGACCGGCGCCGUGGAGGCCUUCUUUGAGAUCGGCAUCCACUGCUGGGACAUUGCAGCCGGAGCAGUUAUCGUCCAAGAAGCCGGAGGAAUCCUUCUAGAUGUUGACGGAGGACCCUUCGACUUAAUGUCCCGGCGGAUGGUUUCGGCAAACAACGACACCAUCGCUAAACGGAUCAUCAAGGAAAUCGAAAUCUUCCCCGUGGUGAGGGACGACGCUCCAGCAGAGACGCAAUGAGAAGAAAAAGCAGUCCAGUGUGAAUUUCAAAAUGUACCGCAAAGUGAUAGCAGUAUUUUUUUAAACUAAUAUAUGUUUUUCUUGAAUAAAGUUACCGAGCUGCAAUCAGCUCUCAUUGUCUCGACCCGAACCCUGGCGCUCCUCCGGAGGCUCAUUCUGUCCAUUAAUAUCAGCUCACUUUGAUUGCCUCUCUGAGAUUUGUCUGUGAAACAUUUUGAUUGAAGAGCGAAACAGCUAUAAUUUAACACUUAACAAUUUCCUGCAGAAUUUCCCCCCUCUCUUCUGCAUUUUGCCAUCUGCUGUAACAAUAAAUGUGUUUUUCCAAACCCA
This is a messenger RNA of Oryzias melastigma (Indian medaka), 2676 nucleotides long. Its product is annotated as inositol monophosphatase 1. Gene Ontology annotation, molecular function: inositol monophosphate 1-phosphatase activity. The record is from RefSeq and is a predicted model, not a curated record. The transcript has 9 exons. Bases 1495 to 2346 code for a protein of 283 amino acids. Gene Ontology annotation, biological process: phosphatidylinositol phosphate biosynthetic process; inositol metabolic process; signal transduction. NCBI's taxonomy places the organism in Eukaryota, Metazoa, Chordata, Actinopteri, Beloniformes, Adrianichthyidae.